UCUCGUUAGUACACAUUCAGCGGUAUAUAUCGAUAGCAUUGUCGUCGGCAUUUCAUACACACUGUAUUCGGAAGCGAGCGAUAUUAGAAAAAUUGAUUUCCACACAAAGACAACAGCUUAAAAAGAAAGAAAAUUAUCAUUUCUUCUUCUCUCUGUUGACUAUCAUCACAAUUGCUAUCGAUUUUCAAACUAUUUAUUAAAACCGAUUUGCAUUUUUAAAAAACCAAUUCUAUAAGCAUGUGCGCUGCUCCCAUAUGAACUCAUUGAAAAGCGUUGAGAAUCUCGUACAAACAUACGCAAAAUGUUGUUUGUACGGCGUUAUUUUAAACGAAAGAAGAGUCACAAAGAAAAAUUCACGCGAAAAUUAAAGUAAAACAAGUCAAACAGUUACAUAAACCAGUGCAUUUCAGUUGAUGUAAAAAUGUUCUAGUUGGUUCCGAUGGUUCGUUAUUUUUUUUUUGUCAAAGUCAAGUCAAGUCGAAAUGUUAUUUUUAUCGAACGUACUUUCUCUCUCUGCAUAUAUAGUUCAGUAAAGUCAAAGUUUUCAGUAUUAAAGAUAUUUUUGUCUAAAUAACUAAUUGAAAUAAUCAAGUAAAAAAAAUAUAAUUAAGAUGGUGAAAAUUCUACUCCAAAUUAUAAAUUAUGUCGCAAAGACAUCGAAAAAAUGGAUAGUGAAGAUUCGCGACCCGGUUCGUCUGCGUCGAAUUCAUCUUCAUCGUCGGUGGAAUCUAAUGAAAAUAUUGAAAAUGGCUCUGUAUCAUCGUCACGUAAGUCUCGAUCCAAAUCGGUAAAUUCGAAUUCGAGUUCGGCAAAUUCAAGCCGAAAUCAUUCGCCCGAAUCACAAGCAGCUGUGUUGAAAGAGCCACAAUCGCCCGUUCAAGAUUAUGAUCAAGAUAAUCAAGAUUCACAGUCGCGUUCAAUGUCACGAGCAUCAAACCGUUCGGAUAUGUCGAGCGAGGGCCAUGCAAACGGUUCAGUAAACUCUCGACGUGAUAGCCGUUCAUCUGAUCGAGAUAAUCAGGUAUCAUCGCGUGAGCAAUCUAUGUCACCAACGCGAGAAAGUGGCUCACGGAAUUCAAGUGUGUCAAGCUUGCCGGCAAAUAAUGGAAAAACAAGAAAUGAUGCAAUUAACAUAAGUCACGAGGAUUUAAGCGAUGUCAGUGAUUUAGAAAGUGCUGCCGCUUCACCUAUCAACAAUGACAAACCUGAUGAUAAUGAAGAUGCAAAAGAAAAAGCGCCGGCAAUAGUUGACCUACGCCAAAAAAUUAAUGAAAAGAAAAGCCAACACAAAGCGCUGGACGAUAAGCAUAACGAUCAAGGUAACAAACAGAGUCCAUCAAUUGUUGAUGAAAUCAAUGAUAUUAUGGACAAGAAACACGACGAGGAUGCACUGGACUUUGAGGCUGAAGAUGGCGAAUGUGCCGACGAAAAGGAGGAAAAGCCAACAGAAUCAAAGGAGCCAGAUAACAAACCGAAAAAAGACUCGGACGGUGAAAUUGAGGAAGGUGAAGAAUUAGAAGAGGGUGAGGUCAGCGACGAAGAUGAAAAACGACCAGAAGAAACGGAACCAAAGCCAGUGUGUCGAUUCUAUACACGUGGACAAUGUACUUGGGGUAUGAGCUGCCGCUUUUUGCAUCCAGGUGUUACAGACAAAGGAAACUAUACUAUGUUUGACAUGAUUCGACCAGUUCCCGUAAAUGCACAUGCACCGCCAUACGGACCGGGCGGCGUUGUGCCAUCGUAUCAUCAUGAUUUUCGUAACGAACGACCGGCAAUGCAUCCAAUGCAUAAUGCACCACCACAAGCACGUCCAAUGCCUGAACCGGUAGUUGAAAGUGCAUGGGAACGUGGAUUGCGAACAGCAAAGGAAAUGAUGCGAAAAGCAAACAAACGUAAAGAACAAGAUAUGGACUUUGAAGAUAAGAAAAUGAAUUUAUCAGCAUCACAAGAUGAAUUAGAAAAGGAUAAUUAUUACAUUCGUGAACGAUCGCCGGAAAUUUCAUCACAGCCCGGUUAUGGGAGGCCACCGAUGCCAAUACAUCAUCCACCGAUCAAAGGUGGUGGUUACAGUCCACCGCCAGUACCACAUAAAUAUGGUGGAAUGGCCCCGAGACCAGCACCAAUUCCAUACGAAGACGAUCCAUAUGGUCGUUCGAUGCGAUACCGCGAACUACCACCACAUCGAAUGCCACAAUAUGAAGAUGAAAUAAUGGCGGGAAAACGUCGUAUUAGACCAGCACGUGAAGUAAUUGUUCAACGCGUCGAACCAGUCGGACGUGGCGAUGAAUGGAACGAUCCAUGGAUGCGAUCAAAAUCACCUGGACGCGAACGUGAGAAGCGACAAAAACGUGAACGAAGAAGCUACAGCAGUAAUUCAUCGUACAGUAGCUCAAGCAACAGUUCAUCACAAUCUGGUUCUAGCUCAAAUUCCAGUCGAUCACCAACACCAUCGAAUCGCCGCCGACGUUAUAGUAGCACGCGCACCAGCGGUCACAAAUCUCCGGUUCGUGGUCGCCAUGUGAAACGAUCACAGUCACCAGAUGUACACAAACGACGUCAUUCACCGGUUCAAAUUCAUCCAAAUGUGAGCAAAGAACCCCAUUUUGAUGCUAAAAAAGACUUACGUAAUCAUCCUACAUUAAGCAAAAGAGCCAAUCCAAAUAUAGUUGUACGUCGCUCGCCACCCAAAAAACGUCAAGCAACACCUCCGAUCAACGACAAACGUAUCACCCGAUCACCAGCAAACAAAAGGAAACGACAGACAUCGCCACCACCACCUCCUCCUCGAAAACCAAUUUCGUUUUCGAUUGCUUCAAAUAAUAAUCUUCGCAAAAAGAAACGAUCAAGCUCGUCUGGAUCAGGUUCAUCUGAUUCGAGUGCAUCAGAAUCAGGAUCAUCAGAUUCAUCCAGUUCAAGUGCGUCAUCAUCACGUAAUGGACACAAACCACGUUCACGCGAUAAGGUCAUCAGUGAACGGAAACUGGCUAGUAAGAAAGUUGAAGCAGCCGCCAAAAAACGAUCACCGCCCGCCCAAAGUGGUAAGGCAUCUGGUGAUGGUUCAGCAAAUAAUACAAGUAAAUCAAAUUCGUCAUCAUCAUCGUCGGCAAAUGCAAAGAAAUCGACGCGUCGUGAGGAGCUAUUGAAACAAUUGCGAGCCGUUGAAGAUGCAAUUGCGCGCAAGCGCUCAAAAUUAUCUUGAACUGAUUCGAUGUGUGUGCACCGUCGUGCACAAAUAUAGAUUUAUAUUGUUUUAUAUUAAGAAAGUUCACAAUCUUUUACACAAGUUAAAUAUUCAACGUAGUAAUCCAUAAUUGAUAAAAAUAUCAGUGAAGAAAAUUGUAAUGCACACUGAAUAAAAGAAAAGAUGAUAAAGUUGGCUGCUGAAAUAUGAAUAUCUCCUAUUCUAUGGAAAAUAUUCAAGUAGAUUUACACAUAAUAUACGGAAAUAUUAUUGACACUUAUUGUUUAAUCCAAUGCCAAUCGAAUGCAUUGAACAAGAAUUUAGGUAGUGAACCAAUGAAGAAAAAAAAAACUAAACAACAG
Contarinia nasturtii (swede midge) is the source of this 3543-nucleotide messenger RNA. RefSeq names its product zinc finger CCCH domain-containing protein 18. The transcript has 11 exons. The record is from RefSeq and is a predicted model, not a curated record. Bases 665 to 3199 code for a protein of 844 amino acids. Gene Ontology annotation, molecular function: metal ion binding. NCBI's taxonomy places the organism in Eukaryota, Metazoa, Arthropoda, Insecta, Diptera, Cecidomyiidae.